Molecule: messenger RNA, 1654 nt
Organism: Oncorhynchus masou masou (cherry salmon)
Lineage: Eukaryota; Metazoa; Chordata; Actinopteri; Salmoniformes; Salmonidae
Gene: shmt2
Product: serine hydroxymethyltransferase 2 (mitochondrial)
Exons: 12
Coding region: 118-1629 (503 amino acids)
Biological process (GO): tetrahydrofolate interconversion; L-serine catabolic process; regulation of oxidative phosphorylation
Cellular component (GO): cytoplasm; mitochondrial matrix; mitochondrial inner membrane
Molecular function (GO): cobalt ion binding; serine binding; glycine hydroxymethyltransferase activity
Source: RefSeq, a predicted model, not a curated record
AAGCAUCCGCCUCUUCCACUGACUGAUCAACUUCAAAACAGCCUUUUCUUAGCGUGACCCUCUUAGAGAGUGAGGUGGUUAGAUUGAACGUUGUUGGCCUUUUGAAAUCGUACAAAUAUGCUGUCGUUGACGUUGAGGCAAAUCGCACGGCCAUUGUGCCUGCGUGCCCCGGUGGCCCUGAGCAGCGUUGGGGCGAGGAGGAGCCAGCAUGCGGCUACCCGUAGUGUGGAACAGGAGGCCCCGUGGACUGGGCAGGACAGUCUGGCCCAGGACGACCCGGAGAUGUGGAACUUGCUGCGGAAAGAGAAGGACAGGCAGUGUCGAGGACUGGAGCUCAUUGCCUCUGAGAACUUCUGCAGUCGGGCUGCGCUGGAGGCCCAAGGAUCCUGCCUCAAUAACAAGUACUCGGAGGGCUACCCAGGCAGGAGGUACUACGGUGGAGCUGAGGUGGUCGACCAGAUAGAGUUGUUGUGCCAGAAGAGAGCCCUGGAGGCCUUUGACCUGGACCCUGCCCUGUGGGGGGUGAACGUCCAGCCCUACUCUGGCUCUCCCGCCAACUUCGCUGCCUACACCGCCGUCCUCAACCCUCACGACCGCAUCAUGGGCCUGGACCUGCCUGACGGUGGACAUCUGACCCAUGGUUACAUGUCUGACACCAAGAGGAUAUCUGCUACCUCCAUCUAUUUUGAGUCCAUGCCCUACAAGCUCAAUCCUGCCACAGGGCUCAUUGACUAUGACCAGCUGGAGAUGACUGCCCGUCUCUUCCGGCCCAAGUUGAUCAUUGCAGGCACCAGCGCCUACUCUCGCCUCAUUGACUACGCUCGCAUCAAGAAGUUGUGUACGGAGGUGAAAGCCUACCUGCUGGCUGACAUGGCCCACAUCAGUGGUCUGGUGGCCGCGAAGGCUGUCCCCUCGCCAUUCCAGUAUGCUGACAUGGUCACCUCCACAACACACAAGUCCCUCCGGGGAGCCAGGGCUGGUCUGAUCUUCUACCGUAAGGGCGUGCGUUCUGUGGACAAGAAGGGGAGGGAGAUCCAAUAUGACCUGGAGGACCGGGUCAACUUCGCUGUGUUCCCCUCUCUUCAGGGGGGACCCCACAACCACGCCAUCGCCGGGGUGGCUGUCGCUCUCAAACAGGCCCAGACGCCGAUGUUCAGAGAGUACAUUGGCCAGGUGAUGCGUAACUCCAAGGCCAUGGCUGAGGCCCUACUGAGCAAAGGAUACACGCUGGUGUCAGGGGGGACGGAGAACCACCUGGUGCUGGUGGACCUGAGGCCUAAGGGCAUUGAUGGAGCCAGAGCAGAGAGAGUUUUGGAGCUGGUGUCCAUCACAGCCAACAAGAACACCUGUCCCGGGGACAAGAGUGCCCUGGCGCCUGGGGGCCUCCGGCUAGGUGCCCCGGCGCUGACCUCCAGACAGUUCAAGGAGACAGACUUUGUCCAGGUGGUGGAGUUCAUGGAUGAAGGCUUUAAGAUCGCCCUGGACGUCAAGAAGAAGACUGGGAAACUUGCAGACUUUAAGAACUUCUUGUUGGAGGAUCCAGAGACGGUCUCUCGCAUGGCAGAGCUGAAGAACCGAGUGGAGGCCUUUGCACGUCCCUUCCCCAUGCCCGGCUUCGAGGAUCACUAGGCCCUCCACACACAGGGGGAGAGGG